AUGGCCAGGGAUAUUGAGGGUACAACUCCACCUCAAACACCAAGUCGACGCCAGGAUGCAGGAAAAGCUCCAAAAUGCACAGGAAGUAGAUGUUUGGUGUUGAUGGCGGUGUGUACCGGGCUCAUUUGCGUUCUUCUGCUGGUCUUCAUCAUACUGCAGCACAUCUUCAUCACAGCAGAGAGAGACCUGUUGAAGAAUUACAAGGACGCAGUCCAAGUGUUCAAUCAGACGAUCAACAGAUUACAGGACACUUACUCUGAUCUAAUGACUGAGAAUGACCAACUGAAGGACAGAUUAAACUACCUGAAUGAUGAUCUAAAGAAAGCUUAUGAACAAGGAUUUCAGUGGGGUUCAGGUUGGUUUUUCAUAUCCAAUGUUUCGAAGAGCUGGUCUGAGAGCAGGCAGUAUUGCAGGGAUCGAGGUGCUGAUCUGGUCAUUAUCAACACUGAAGUGAAGCAGAGUUUCAUAACUUCAGUCAUCAGUGGAAAUGAGAGAUUGUGGAUUGGUUUGUCUGACAUAAUCCAAGAAGGCAAGAUGAAAUGGGUGGAUAAUUCACCACUGAAACAAGGGUGA
This is a messenger RNA of Sinocyclocheilus anshuiensis, 573 nucleotides long. Its product is annotated as C-type lectin domain family 4 member M-like. Bases 1 to 573 code for a protein of 190 amino acids. The transcript is spliced from 5 exons. Lineage: Eukaryota; Metazoa; Chordata; Actinopteri; Cypriniformes; Cyprinidae. The record is from RefSeq and is a predicted model, not a curated record.